Molecule: messenger RNA, 948 nt
Organism: Cavia porcellus (domestic guinea pig)
Lineage: Eukaryota; Metazoa; Chordata; Mammalia; Rodentia; Caviidae
Gene: Chrac1
Product: chromatin accessibility complex subunit 1
Exons: 3
Coding region: 56-445 (129 amino acids)
Biological process (GO): chromatin remodeling; DNA-templated DNA replication
Cellular component (GO): CHRAC; nucleus
Molecular function (GO): protein heterodimerization activity
Source: RefSeq, a predicted model, not a curated record
UGUAGGGCGGCUGCCAGCCCGCCGGUCAGCCGCCAGGUCGCGCCGGAGCGAGAAGAUGGCGGACGUGGCCGUAGGCAAGGAUAAAUGCGGGGAGCAGCGGCUUGUCUCGCUGCCCUUGUCCCGUAUCCGGGUCAUCAUGAAGAGUUCCCCCGAAGUGUCCAGCAUCAACCAAGAGGCGCUGGUGCUCACGGCCAAGGCCACGGAGCUCUUUGUUCAGUAUCUAGCCACCUAUUCCUACAGACAUGGCAGUGGAAAAGAAAGGAAAGCACUGACUUACAGUGAUUUAGCAAACACUGCAGAGGAAUCAGAAACUUUUCAGUUUCUUGCAGAUAUAUUACCAAAGAAGAUUUUAGCUAGUAAGUACCUGAAAAUGCUUAAGGAGAAGAGGGAAGAUGAUGAGGCGAAUGAUGGUGAGGAAAGUGAUGAUGAUGAAGCCGAGUCCUAAACCACAAAAGAAUCAGCCUUCGAGGAUGUGUGUGGAGAAGCAGCGUUCAUCUGAAGCAAGCAUGGCCCUCCCUUCACUUUGGCAGCAGCUCCAGCAUACUGCCUGCUUUUCUGGCAUCUCUGUACCACCCUGUGAUGAGCUGCAGGGACAGUGACGCCAAUGACAUCCUUUGACAAGGCCCAUCGCAGCUGGAGGUCCUCAGGAGCGAAUCCUGCCCAUGGCAUCACAGCUAACCCGCGCACUGAGCUGGAUGGGCAGAGACUAUUGUGCAUCCCUUUGGAACCUGCAGACAGACUCUGAAGAGCUUCUGAAUCUUGGGCAAAUUUAUACGUAUAUUCUGAAAUUAUUAUUUGUGAACAGCUAUAUAUUUAGUUUUAAAUAUAUAGUUUAUAAGUAGUACAUUAUCUUUGAAUUUUUGUAUUUAAACAGUUUGACAGUUUGUUAAAAAAUUUUUUACUGUAAAGAUGUAUACUUUCAUUUUCACAAUAAAAUGCUUUAUGGAA